Molecule: messenger RNA, 2151 nt
Organism: Linnemannia hyalina
Lineage: Eukaryota; Fungi; Mortierellomycota; Mortierellomycetes; Mortierellales; Mortierellaceae
Source: the annotation of a GenBank genome assembly
AUGGCAGUCAACGAGAUGGAUCAUGACUCGGCUUCGGCCUCUGCAUCAACCACCCAAGGCUUCGAGCAUUCCGGCCCUGGUCAAUUGCUCCUCCAGCACCGACUUAGCCAACUCCGUAACAGUGCCGCUCUCUCUGCCAACAGUAACUCAUCUACAGCCCGUGCCAUCGCUCCUUCAAGCUCGCCCUUCAAGGAUAUUGCCAAUACUCUCCUUAUUUCAGCCAACCGUGUCUCGGAUGCCCAGUCUCAUUCGUCUUCAUCUUGGAAGUCGUCUAUCACCGCACGAACCAAUUCCAAUGAUAACGAAGAUGACCUUCAGCCAACUCCCGAACAACAAGAAUACUUCCGCCAGCAACUGCUGAAGCAUCAACAGCAGGUGCAACAGCAGCGAUUUCAGCAACAGCUCCUCCUCAAUGCUCAGUUGCAGGCCCAGCAGCAGUUGCAACAGCAACAACAGCAACAGCUGCAGCAACAGUCAUCCGAGCAAGAACAACGGACUUCACAGACCCCGACCAAGACUUCCACAUCGACAAAGAACGACACUGACCUCUUCCAUGAUUGCGAUAUGGCCAUGGUCUCUCCUGUCACAACCAACCCCGAUGCCGACCCCACUACUUCGAAGCCCGCCGCCUCGUCGUCUACCUCCGCACAAAAGACCGGCAAGGCCACCAAGCCCAAAAAGCAGAGCACGCGCCCACCUAGGUCGCUCGAGUGCUUCAACUGCAAGGUCACUCAAACCCCUCUCUGGCGCCGAACAUUGGAUCGCAAGCACUCCCUCUGUAACGCCUGCGGUCUCUACUACAAGCAAUACAACGGCCAUCGUCCCCUCCAUGCUCGCCACAAGCCCUCCUUGAGCCAAGGACAGCAACGCGAAUCUGCUUCGCCCUACAGCUCUCCAUCGACAGCCUCGAGCCCUUCCAGAGUCGUCCCCUUGGCUCCCAAGAAGGACAUUGUCUCCAUGCCCAGCUCCCCUGCCACCGUCAUGUCGUCUCCUCGAUCCAUCACAAGUGACCUCGACUCUGACAUUGCUGAGUCUGGUGCUUCGCACUCUGCCAGCCCUGUCCUUCAGUCGUCCAUGCCUUCUCCCUCUGAGAGCAGCCACAGUGACGAUGCCGAGAACGACUCGACUGCCAGCUCAAGCGAUAUUGCCUCUCGAAGCCCACCUGUCUCCCCUGCCUUCCAGCACCACCGUAAGACUUCCUCUGUCGAGCAUCAGCAGCCUGCCCAGAUGGAGAUGGUGGACUGGUCCCAGUCAGCCUUCCCUUGGAUGCAGUCCAUGAGCAGUCCUUUCAUGCUCAUGACUCCUGCCUCCUCUCAGGAUAUGUCAUUGACUGGUCCCAACCCCUUCUUCUCGGGCGAUCUUUCAGCUAUGACUUCGGCUACUACGUCGCCUAUGAUGACUGGCGAGGUUGGCAACACAUUCUCGCUCAACAGCUCGGUCUGCUCGCCUUUGACCAUGCCCGAUGAAUCGCCUUUGGGCCCCAUUGCUGCAUACUCGCUACCUCCCACUGCCUUGAACGCCGCAAAGACACCCGCGCAAUUGCUUCAGGCAACUCCCGCCUCGAUGAUGGGCCAGUCUACUCCCAUCGCCACCGCCGCUGCUGCCUCUCAGUCCAAGUCGCUCAUCUUUGACGAUGCUCGUUUCCAAGUGUUGGUUGAGCACAUGCGACCCGGACAGAUGUACAAGUUCCUCAACAUCCUCGAGAAGCGCUGCCACGUCCUCCGCUACCGUCUGGGUAUGCCUCCAACCCAAGCUUCGACUUUGGACCACGAGCAGCAGUUGUUGAACUUGUUGCAGCCUCAGCGCCCUGCUGAAAGCCACUCCACCACUGCCACCGCCACCAUGUCCUCGGAGUCUGCUAACGCUUCUGUCCAUAAGCAAUUGCUGCAAUCCGCUGACCUCAUUGCGAUGUUCCUCCAGACGACCGAGGCUAGCAACGCCUUCAUGGGCCGCAGCAUGGAUGUCGACAACCACCGUGAGUCGAACACCCAUCAGCAGGACGGGUCCAACGUGGACUCGCAGUUCUCAGCCCUUGCUCUUCUGAAUCGUGUUGCUGGUGACGCCAACAUGAUGAGCAACAACGACGCGAUGGAUGCCAACAAGCUGUGGUCGGCGACUCGGCCUUCGAUCGCAGUGUACGCCAACGAGUAA